Messenger RNA from Porites evermanni, 3078 nucleotides. The record is from the annotation of a GenBank genome assembly. NCBI's taxonomy places the organism in Eukaryota, Metazoa, Cnidaria, Anthozoa, Scleractinia, Poritidae.
AUGGUUUUUGGUGUUAACAUCACUGUCAAAAAUGUUAAUGCUGAUCCAGAACAAGCUGUUCGUGAGAAUGUUACAUCGGAUCCUGUUCUUAGCCCCUUUGCUGAUGUAUUUCAAGGUGUCGGUUCUCUACCCGGAGAGUACAGUAUUCAGCGGGAUAAAGAGGUGCGUCCCGUGGUUCAUCCCCCACGUAGAGUCCCCUGCCUAAGAAGGAAGCAAUGAAGGCAGAGCUUGAUAAGAUGGUAACUAGCCAGAUAAUUGCACCUGUUACUGAGCCAACUGACUGGGUGUCUAAACUAGUGUUCUCUAGUGUCGUAGCUGUGCCCAAAAAAGAUGGCCCAGUCCGCAUUUGCCUGGAUCUGCAAUUAAGCGUUCUCAUUAUCCCUUACCUACUGUGGAUGAUGUUACGUCUCGAAUUACCAAGGCAAAAGUAUUCUGCGUAAUUCAUGCCAAAAGUGGUUUCUGUUAAGUGAAACUGUCAGAGAGUUCCAGUUAUUACAGAUCGUUUAAUACGCCAUUUGGUAGAUUUCGUCGGUUGAGGAUGCCCUUUGGCAUUACUUCUGCGCCCGAAGUGUGGCAGCGCAAAAUGAAUGAUGCAAUUGAUGGUCUUCGAGGAGUAGAAGUCCUAGCUGAUGAUUUUCUAUUGUGUGGGUUUGGAGACAGUGUUUCUGAGGCAAUCUGGGAUCAUGAUCAGAAUUUAACCGCAUUCCUCCGAAGGUGUCGCAAAUUAAACCUGACGCUAAAUCCUCAAAAAGGUCAAGCUCCGCCUGUCUGAAGUACCAUUUAUGGGAUAUUUGUUAACUGCUGGUUGCAUUAUUACAGAUCCAAACAAGGUGCGGGUUACAAAGGACAUGCCCAUUCCAACAGAUCUGAAGUCACUGAAAAGAUUUCUUGGAAUUUUCAACUAUCUUUCAAAGUUCCUUCCAUACCUAUUCAGUGUAUCUGAGCAGCUGCUUCGUCUUGAAGUUAAAGAUGCUGAGUGGUGUUGGCUCCCGGUUCAUGAUAAAGCUGUCCAGAAUAUCAAGAGUUUUUUUUGUAAAGCCCCAGUAUUGAAGUUUUAUGAUAUUACUCAAGACACUACAGUCGAAAGUGAUGCUUCACGUUCCGGACUUGGCGCCACCCUACUUCACGGCGGGGGGGGGGGGGGGGGGGGGAUUUCUGUGUCUCUGUCGUGUUUUAGAAGUUGAGGGUGGGUGGGUGGGUGUUCGCCGUGAUUAGUAUGAACAACGAGAAAAUUAAUUUUUUUUUUGUUUGCACACCUAUCUUUAAUUUAUUAUAUUUCAAAAAGAACCCAACAGAAGAUGGUGUCGCUGCUGUCCGCGGCCGGCCCCCGCCCCCGCCCGGGGGGGGGGGGGGGGGGGGGGGGGGGGGUUAGGCAUUUUGCAUUUGCUUGUAGGGCAUUAACGCCGGCUGAAGGCCGUUACGCUCAAAUUGAGAUGGAAUUACUCUCAGUAGUCUUUGCACGUAAGAUGUUCGAUACUUACCUAGGACAUUGUGCAUGUGAAAACAGAUCAUCAGCCAUUGGAAACUAUGCUUAAGAAAGACCUCAGUUCUGAGCCUAAGCGACUCCAGCGGAUGUUAUUACUGCUUCAGCGCUACAACCUUGAUGUGAAGUACCAGAAGGGAGACAAAAUGGUGAUGUCAGACCCCCUCUCAAGAGCCUGUGUGGAUGAACCUCCCUGACAGCCAGAGUAUUGCCAUGAGCUUGAGAAAAUCGUUCUAGUAGAUGAUCUACCCAUCUCUUAUGCGCGUCUAAACAGUUUCAGAAAAGCCACAGCCUGUGAUUCAAACCUUCAAGUCCUAAUGUUCACGGUCCUAGAAGGUUGGUAUAGUAUUGAAGAUGGAGUUCCUCAAGAAAUCAAGUCUUACUUCUCCUGCAGAGAAGAAAUCAUGGUCCAAAAUGGUUUGCUGUUCAAGGGUGAAUGUAUCAUUGUACCCGCUCAGUUAAGAAAGGAAAUGAUGGAGAAGAUUCACUCGUUCCACCUGGGUAUCGAAGGAUGUCUCCGCCGUGCAAAGUAAGUGUUCUACUGACCCAGGAUCAAUGCUGAAUUGAAAGAUGUCAUUCUCAAGUGUGAUGUCUGUAAUUCUUAUAAGCCAGAGCAGCCUAAAGAACGUCUAAUGCCACAUGAAUUUCCAACGAGGCCCUGGCAAAAGGUUGGAGCAGACCAGAUGCAGUUUGAUGGACACCAGUACUUGAUAACCGUUGACUAUUAUUCCUCGUUCUUUGAAGUAGACAAACUACAGUCCACGGAUUCCAGAACUGCUGUUGAGAAACUGAAAUGCAGUUUAGCCGUCAUGGAAUACCAGAGAUGGUCGUAUCCUACAACGGUCCUCAGUAUGAUUCCUGUGAACUUUCGAAGUUUCCAAAAGAGUGGAUUUUUUAGCAUUUUAUCUCUUCUCCCCGCCACCCACAAAGCAAAGGAAAGGUGGAGAAUGCUGUAAGAUUCUGCGAAAGCAUCAUGAAGAAGGCAACUCGGGGAAAGUUUGAUCCUUAUCUGUCCCUCUUAGACUAUCGUUAUACACCUACGGAUGUUGGCCUCCUCUCCGGCCGAAAGGCUUUUGAGCAGAAGAACGCGCAACCUGCUACUGCUGACACCCAAGCAGCUUGAACCUGUGACAGUGCCUCUGCGAGACGUACAACAAAGGCUAAUUGCCUCCAGACAAAAGCAGGUGUACUAUUACAACCUCAAAGGGAAAGCACUGCCUGAAGUACAGCCCGUUCAGGUUGUUAGAAUGAAGAAACCAAAUGAAAGCACCUGGACCAAAGCUGUUUGCGAGAAGAUGAUUGGACCACGAUCCUAUGAUCUUGUUUCCGGUCACCGAACCUAUCGUGGAAAUGGUAGACAGCUACGUUUGGUUCCACCCACAGAUCAAGCAGUGAGCAGUCAUGUGAGCAGUAAGCAGUCACAUGCUACUGGUGGUAGUCAGGUCCUCAACCAGUGUGCGUCACCCAUUAAGAAUCUUGAAGGACCCCAACCUGUUCCAGCAGAUCCCAAUACAAUAGCUCUUCCUUUUGAUUUAACAUCCAAUUCUACCAUCACAAGGAGUGGCCGCACUGUAACGCCUCCAGUCCGUUUAAGA